AUGAAGGGACUGCGUAAACUGACAGCAUCUGCAUUGGCACUGUUCCUUACAGUGUCCUUCCUAUCUUUUUCCUGGAGUGCUCCUCAGGCUCAUUUCCAAAGGAGAAACUGGACUCCUCAGGCUAUGCUCUAUUUGAAGGGUGCACAGGGACGUAGAUUCAUCUCAGAUGAGAGCCAGCGAAAGGAUCUGUAUGGGAGAAUGCAGCUUGAAACACGCAGCCAAAACACAAAUCCUUUAUCUCUUUCUGAAGCUGCAGCAUUGUUCCUUAGGUCAUUAUGGAAAGAUCAAGAAGUGGAAGAAGAAAACAGUGAUCAUCCUGGCUACCUGAUGGACAAUCUAUCAAACUGGUGA
Messenger RNA from Centrocercus urophasianus (Greater sage-grouse), 351 nucleotides. It is a transcript of the gene SPX, whose product is annotated as spexin hormone. The transcript has 6 exons. NCBI's taxonomy places the organism in Eukaryota, Metazoa, Chordata, Aves, Galliformes, Phasianidae. The record is from RefSeq and is a predicted model, not a curated record. Gene Ontology annotation, molecular function: neuropeptide hormone activity. The coding region runs from base 1 to 351 and encodes 116 amino acids. Gene Ontology annotation, biological process: positive regulation of gastro-intestinal system smooth muscle contraction. Gene Ontology annotation, cellular component: cytoplasm.